AUGUUUCAGUUUUUCCGAAAAGCUAAGAAGAAAGGUAUAAAUGUAGAACCAUUUACUAUAACUGUAAAAGGGGAAUCGUCCAGUGAGGCGAGCAGCAAACGGGUAAAAGGAGGGGGGAAAAAGGCAGACAAGGAAAAGAAGACUGAUAGGGAAAAGAAGACUGAUAAGGAAAAGAAGACUGAUAGGGAAAAGAAGACCGAUAGGGAAAAGAAGACCGAUAGGGAAAAAAAAACUGAAGGGGGAAAAAAAACAGAUAAAGAAAAAAAUGCGCAAAGCGCGGAGGAGCUAACCCUUUUGUGCAUAAAAACCUCUCGAAUGUGGAAAGAAUCCAUUAAAGAAAUGGAAAACAUGUAUAAAGAGAAUACCAAAAAUAUGGACGCCAAGUGGAGUUCCAACAUAUGGAAUACCGUUUGGGCCGUAUAUGUAGAAAAUGUACAUAACAUUAUUGGCUCCAAAUUGAAUAUGCCUGAUUUUCCUCUGAGGGAUAAAGAAAAGAUUAUAGAGACUUGGCUCAACUGGACCAAAACAGAUUUUCACGUUUUUUUAAAUCAAGUCCAGGCAAGAUGGAAUAAAAAAAUCAAAAGUCGUCGCAAAAAAUCUUGA
Messenger RNA from Plasmodium vivax (malaria parasite P. vivax), 603 nucleotides. RefSeq lists its product as hypothetical. The record is from RefSeq and is a predicted model, not a curated record. Bases 1 to 603 code for a protein of 200 amino acids. The transcript is spliced from 2 exons. NCBI's taxonomy places the organism in Eukaryota, Apicomplexa, Aconoidasida, Haemosporida, Plasmodiidae.